Ostertagia ostertagi is the source of this 771-nucleotide messenger RNA. The record is from the annotation of a GenBank genome assembly. Lineage: Eukaryota; Metazoa; Nematoda; Chromadorea; Rhabditida; Trichostrongylidae.
AUGGGACGCUACAUCAGGAAUCCCUACGUCGGACACGAAGCGAAGGCAUCGCAGCAGGUUACCAAUGAAUGGCUGGAGAACGCAAUAAGAACUGUUGCUGGGAAAAUUAUCAAUAGAGACAUUGACGACGAGGAGUUGGACGACUUCGGCCCUUACACGGGAUUGUCAGGUGUGGCUUUCGCAUUGGAAAGAGCAGGGCCUGUUGUUGGUUCGAGCGCCACUGCUUUGGCGGACCAGCUUUGGAAGCAUUGUACCAAUGGAUCGCGAAGAUCCUCCUCUAAACAGGCUCGCUUUUUGUGCGGUGAUCUUGGCGUAUAUGUAACGCAGAUGUGUUAUGCGGAUUUGAGAGAAAGUCUUGUUUCCAAAAUCGAGAAAUUGUCCGACGUCUUAGCUAGGGAAGACUAUCCAAGCGAUGAGAUUCUGGUUGGACGUGCAGGGUACUUGAGUGGUGUCCUUUGGAUCAGACAUACGAUCGAUUCUUCACUCGUCUCGAAUGACUGCGUACAAAAGGUGCUAUCAGCUAUGAUUCGCUCAGGCAAAAGGUAUUCUUCGCGUCAUAAAUCACCAUGCCCACUGAUGUACGACUACCACGGUACGGAAUACCUUGGUGCUGCUCAUGGACUUGCUGGGAUUCUUCAGACGGCAUUAGGUUUUCAUGACCUUCUCUCCGAAUCUGAUGAGCGUGCUGUUCGAGAAUCCGCUGACUGGUUAAUGUCGACCCAAGAUGAUGAGGGAAAUUUUGCAAGCAGCGUCAAAUGGAUUGGAAGGUGA